AUAAAUGUAUAUUGUUUUUGACGUGGUGCUUUUCCUUCAUUCUAUUGACUUUUCUCGUAGUGGUUCAUUCCCAUAAAAAAAAUUUUUGUCGUCAUCGAUCAAUUUUUUGCUCGGAAUUUAAUUUCAUCUAUUCUUUUUUUCUCUUUCGUUUAAUUUCACGCGAUCUAUCGAUAGAUGUGUGAAAAAUGAAGUAAAUUCAUUUUGGAAUCGAGUGUUUACAUCAUAAUUUUUAUUCUUUCAUUGGUUAAGGUUUCAUUUGGAAAAGGCGCCGUGUGUGUUUUCGGGGUCGAAAUUUUGUGGUGACAAAACAAAACCGGCCGACGACAACGACGACAACUGAACAGAAAUAAAUUGAACAGGGAAUAAAAUAAUCACGAAGCAAUAUCGAAUUUGAAAUUAAAUUGUUGUGUGUCGGUUGUUCUAUUUCUUCUUCUUUUUUUGCUAAGUGCUUUCAAUUGUGAAAUUUUUCGUGUCGGCCCCAGUCGCGCGCGCCUUUCUUAUCAAAGUGGUGUUCAAGUGCACGCGAUUCUCGAAUGAAAUUAUAGAAUUUUGGAAAACCAUCAACACACAUCAGUUUUUGCAAGUCGAGACAAAACGUCGACGACGACGACAACUAGAUCCGGCACAUCACCAACACAACCAUAUACGCUUUGCAACAACAUUAAAUGACUUCGAAGUGAAUUAGUGACUAUGUGACAAGUGAGAGAGAGAGAGAGAGAGACCACAUUAAAAGCUAAUUAACUCCUUUACGAUACUGGCUUUGUGUCCCCCCAGCUCGUGUGCAACAAGAAAAAACCCCACAAAUCAUAAAUUCAGAACCGAAAUAUACAGAAAACCGAAAAUAAACACAAUCAAAUAGCAAAAAUGAUGAACGAAGAGUCAACGACACCAUCACGUAAUCCGAUUUCAGUGUUUUUUCAACGUUUAUCACAGAUUUACCAAGGACUACUAGAUAAAUGGACACCACAUACUAGAGUACGAUGGGCUGCUGCCGGCGGUCUAGUAUGUUUAUUUUUGUUACGUGUAUUCCUAUGCCAAGGAUGGUAUAUUGUGUGCUAUGCAUUGGGCAUAUAUCAUUUAAAUUUGUUCAUAGCAUUUCUUACGCCAAAGAUCGAUCCAGCACUUGAUCUGGAUGAUGAUCAAGGACCCGAAUUGCCAACACGAUCAAAUCAAGAGUUUCGGCCGUUUAUUCGGCGAUUGCCUGAAUUUAAAUUUUGGUACGCAAUUUCAAAGAGCACCGUCAUCGGUACUAUCUGUACAUUUUUCGAAGUGUUCAACAUUCCUGUAUUUUGGCCCAUCCUCGUUAUGUACUUUAUUACGCUAUUCUGCAUAACAAUGAAGCGGCAAAUCAAGCAUAUGAUCAAAUAUAAAUAUAUCCCGUUCACGGUAAAUAAACCGCGAUAUCAAAGUGUACCUCAAACCAAUUGACAAUUAAAAGCACAAAUGCUGUCACCCGAGACCACAUCGUCGCCUAGUAUGUCAUCAGCCGCUGCCGUUGCCAGCGUGGCUAUUGCAUCGACUGUUGACAUUGAUGCAUCAUCCAAUGCAAAUCACAUAACCGAUAUCUAAAUUUAAACCAGAAAAAAAAACCAACAAAAAAAAGAAAGAAGGAACAACAACAACAACAACAAAUCUCCAGGAACUCGAACAAAACAGCAAAAAAACAAUAUCCUUCAUCCAUCGCGCAAAAUUCACACCGAGAGAAAAUGGGAAAAUUGUCAAAAAUCAGUGAACAAAAAACAAGAGCACUCAAAGUGAAAUGGAUCGGUCAGUAGUAAAUUGAAUCGCGAUUCGUGAUCAAAUCCACCACCGAUUCACUGUGCUAAAACGUAAUUCGGUUGCCAUUCACAAAUCUUCUUUUCUCUCUCUCUCUUUUUAUCAUUUCUCCAAAAAAAAAAAUUCUCCUCCCAGUCAGAAUAUUGUUUAUUUGUUGUUAAUUUUAUAGUUUCCCCGAAUUUUUUUUUGUUCGAUAUCGUCAUGAUUUAUCUAGCGACAACCGACAGCUUCAUUUGUGCUUACAAUGUGAAUCCCGAAUCCCCCUAAUAUAAUUGAUUAAUGUAAUUUUUGUUUGUUUUUUCGUUUGCGGCGAACGAAUAGAGUGUCAGUUGAAUGUACGAUGUGACACACACACACAUACACACACACACACGCGGGUUUUAUUGAUAUUCUUUGCUAACGUGGCCCGGAAAUCUAUGCGUAUGACCAAAUCGAUGGGCCAACAAAACAACAAAAGUAGAUUGUACCGAAAAUCUAUUACAUUCAGAUACAAACAAAAACAGAACCCAGAAGGAAAUGAACAAAAACGCGCGCCGACCGUUUUUGAUUUGAUUUGAUUUUUUUUCUUAUGCAAACCAGAAAUUUUUACACAUUUGCCAAAAUUCUCCAGAUUUUGUGUGUGUGUAUGUGUGUGAGAGAGAGAGAGUUGUUUUUGUGCCGCGUGUGUAAAUCGACAUUUUCUUAAUGUAAUAAAACAAAAAAACCAAAACUGUAUAAAAAAAACAAAGUUGUGCACAUCUUUUUGAACCAUUGUUAAAGGUACUAAAGUUCCAUGGAAUUACUAGUAAUUGGUGAAUUCCUCUAAGCAAUCGAUUUGCUCGAGGCUUUUUUUUUAUAGAAAAUCAAAUGGAAAGAAAAACAAACAGAGAAUGAUUUGAGCCGACCGAAAUUUCUAACAAAACAUUCAAAUUAAAACGAAAUUUAAAUAAAUUCAUAAGGGUAUAUACCACUUCGAAAUGCCUUUUUCGUUCAGAUUGUAGUUUCCGGAAAUGUGAGAGAAAAAAAAACAGACACACACAAUAACUGAUAAAAUGUACACGGAUAAUGAUAAAUUAUUAUCGCAAUGGUUGAAAUAUGUGUGCGAUCACACAUUGCCCAAACACUCCAAAACAAAACGCAUUCACAGCAUUUCGAAUCAACAUCUUUGAAUAUCACAUCUCUAAUUCAAGUCCAAGGUUUUUUUUUAUACAUUUAUCGAAACAUUUUGUGACAUUCAAACCAAAUUUUGAACAAAAAUGAAAAAAAAAAACAAGAAAAAAAACAUGAUCCCCAAGCGAUUCAAUCGAUUUAGGAAAAAAAAAGAACCCGAAACGAAAAAGCAAAGCAAAACAAAAUAAUAACUAGCAUAUUUUGGCCAACUUGUAAAAAUAACCGGUUCGUAGCGGCUUUUUCGGACACUAAGUGUGUAAUGAUCAUUAGAUAUAAAAUUUAAAUAAAUGAUUAUUUAUAAAUAAAGUUCUAAUCUAAAACAAGAGAAACAAACUGAUACCAA
Molecule: messenger RNA, 3268 nt
Organism: Sitodiplosis mosellana (orange wheat blossom midge)
Lineage: Eukaryota; Metazoa; Arthropoda; Insecta; Diptera; Cecidomyiidae
Product: protein RER1
Exons: 5
Coding region: 865-1428 (187 amino acids)
Biological process (GO): retrograde vesicle-mediated transport, Golgi to endoplasmic reticulum; protein retention in ER lumen
Cellular component (GO): Golgi membrane
Source: RefSeq, a predicted model, not a curated record